AUGACGCUUUUCUACGGCUCGCUUUAUGCGGCGCUCAUGGUGGCAUCAGUGAUGGAAGGCGGCCUAACCGACGUCUUCUCUUUUGAGGACGUGGCCCAGCUGCUGAAGCAGAGAAGCAUUGUGCUGCCCGUCUGGCUGCACUUUGUCGUCUGCGACCUGUGGGCUGGCCGGUGGGAGGCUCUGGACGGCUGCCGCCGCGGCGUCCCCAAGGCGAGCGCGUGCGCUGUCUCCUCGCCCUUGCCGUUUGAUCACCAGCUGUGGUUCUGCAUCCGCUUGACAGCCCAUGGGUGCAUGCAGAUCUUGAUGACGGUGCCGCUCGCUGUCACGCUGCUCUUUGGUCCCGCGGGACUCGUGCUCUACCUGGCCGCCAUCAGGCCCUUCUUCCCCGAACGCAGAGCAGCAGGCAAAGAGGACUGA
Molecule: messenger RNA, 417 nt
Organism: Chlorella variabilis
Lineage: Eukaryota; Viridiplantae; Chlorophyta; Trebouxiophyceae; Chlorellales; Chlorellaceae
Exons: 2
Coding region: 1-417 (138 amino acids)
Source: RefSeq, a predicted model, not a curated record